Anolis carolinensis (green anole) is the source of this 3055-nucleotide messenger RNA. It is a transcript of the gene rnf11, whose product is annotated as ring finger protein 11. Lineage: Eukaryota; Metazoa; Chordata; Lepidosauria; Squamata; Anolidae. Gene Ontology annotation, biological process: ubiquitin-dependent protein catabolic process. The transcript is spliced from 3 exons. Bases 437 to 901 code for a protein of 154 amino acids. Gene Ontology annotation, molecular function: ubiquitin protein ligase activity. Gene Ontology annotation, cellular component: ubiquitin ligase complex. The record is from RefSeq and is a predicted model, not a curated record.
AGGGAGAAGGCGGGAGGAAGGAGGAGCCUAGAGAGAGAGAGACACACAGAGAGAGCGAGAGGCCUUCCUGACACAGCUCAAUGCGCAGGAGAGCUGCUGCUGACCAGGAAGGAGAGCGGCGCGGGGGAGCCAAGGAGGGCUGGCCUUUGUGGACCUGGACAUGACCUGACCUCACGGCUUCCCUCCGCUGGGAUCCAAACGCGGCUUUGGCUGAAGGCCGGCGAAGCGAGGGAGGAAGAGGAAGGGGUCUUCGAACGGCGCCGGUGGGUCCUUGGGGCAAGCCAGGGGGGCUGUAAGCCGCUUAUGUCGGGAGCGGGCAUGAGCGCCCAAGGAAGGCCGGAGGGAAGCAGCCGCCCCAGCAGAAGCAGCAGCAGCAGCUUUGAAUUGUGAUCCCCCCCCCCCCGCUCCCCGCCGCCUGCCCUUCUUGUGGGGGGAGAUGGGGAACUGCCUGAAAUCCCCGACCUCGGAUGACAUCUCCUUGCUGCACGAAUCCCAGUCGGACCGGGCCAGCUAUGGGGACGGGACGGAGCCGGAUCAAGAGCCGCCGCCGCCAUAUCAGGAACAAGUUCCAGUUCCAGUUUACCACCCGACUCCCAGCCAGACCCGGCUAGCGACCCAACUCACGGAAGAGGAACAAAUUAGGAUAGCCCAACGGAUAGGUCUUAUACAGCAUUUGCCGAAAGGAGUCUAUGAUCCAGGAAGAGAUGGUUCUGAGAAAAAAAUUAGAGAAUGCGUCAUCUGUAUGAUGGACUUUGUUUACGGGGAUCCUAUCAGAUUCCUGCCAUGCAUGCAUAUUUACCACCUGGACUGUAUAGAUGACUGGUUGAUGAGAUCUUUCACAUGUCCUUCCUGCAUGGAGCCCGUUGAUGCAGCACUAUUGUCAUCCUACGAAACUAACUGAGCCACAGCCUCUCUUGUGAUCGGUUGAGGAAAACAUCCGGCUUCCUGGGUCUUAUCCUUUGUCAUUCUGCCCAAAGAACCAGAGAUUAGGAAGUAAAAUCAUGCACAAUAAAAGCUUGUUUCCUAACAAUCGAAGAAAACAAUAUCCUGCAUAAUUGCAGGUAGUGGCAGAGGGAGGGAGGAGGAACUAUGUUUUAGGGAAUAUAGAAAUAAGUAGGAUGCUAUUUUUUGUAAAGCCUUGAUCCAGUGCUUAAAAUUAGUUUCACUCCUUAAGAAAGGUGUGUUAGCACACCUCUCCUGAGGAAUAGUACGGUGAGUGUUCCUGACACAGUUGUGUGGACUUAAACCACCGUGAAGUUCUUGUGCCCAAGCAUCAGUGAAAUGACUCAAGAGUGCUACUAGGAGAAGGGAGGGGUUUGAGAAAGGGAUGUUGAAGUAUCCUUUUUCCUAAAGAAAGUGGCAAUUCUUGCCUGGUUUGCGUCGCAGGUUUUCUGGUAUUUGGGUCAAUGCUCUACUUACAAAAAAAGAAAACCCCAACAACUAUAUUUUAUAACACUGGCACAAAAAUAGUUUUAAGCUUGUUUGCACAGUUCUUUUUUUAUCCAUGAGAAAUGGAAUCCAUUUUGCCUUAGGUCUUUUUAAAUAAUGUAUUCUUAUGUUUGGGCUGGCUCUAUGCUUGAAAACCAGUUUAUUUAUAACCUGUUAUAAAAGUGCUAUAUUUUGUUUGCAGUUGGGAUUAUGUGGUCUUCGAAAACAAUCUCCUAGUUUAUUAGCAAACGUGAGAUGCACUAUCUCUUUUCUAUGUGACAUUUUAAUGUGAGGGUAUUAAAAAUAUUAAUAGGCAAACAAGUGUUUAUCUUCCUAACUAUCUCUUUUGCUGCUUCCUUUCUGCCUAAAGAGUUUGCAGAGCUUAAAUAUGGAAAUUGAUUUUACAUUUGUCACGCUAAAAUGAAGCAUGGUGCAGAUGAAGACAAGGUAAAGAUUACCUAUCACAAACACACAAAAGUUUGUUUAGAACUUCCUUCCUUCAGCAAAAGUUAUCUUGAACCAUAUAAAAAAGGAUACUGCAUCUCUCAUUCUUGUAGUUCCUAGAUUCUCAAGACCGCACUGUAUCUCAGUCUCUGUAUUAAAUGUAUUUUUUGUAUUCUGCUGGCUGGUAUAGCAGUCUAUAAGGCAGAUGUGAAAAAACUAUAUUUUAUGUUUUGUACAAAAAUGCAAAAUUCAUAUUUGGCACUGCAUAGGAGCGAUUAAGAAAGCUAUCUGCAGCUGGUGAAGGCUGGUUCCAAGUAUUUACCUUUUUGAGACUAAGAAAAAAAAUACUUGAUACACAGUCAUACAAAGAAAGUGUAGUUGUAAAGAAAUAUUUUUUUAUCCACUUAGCAUGUGGGUUUUUGUCCUCUUCAAUGUUCUUUAAUGUAACUUUUAUACAUUUGACUUAAUGCCAAUACAUUGCGAGUAUUUUAGUUUAGCAUGAGAUGCAGGCUCUAGUUAACUGCAGUAUAUUGAGAAUUGUUUUUGGUUGAUUACAUGAUUCUUAGAAAUGUAUUUAAACAAACUACUCCAGAAGACUGUAUGCUUAACAGUAUAGAGCAAUGACAUGUCAAAUAAUUUCUACAAGAUUACUUAGUAGAAUGCAAAAACCUGUAUAAUGUCUUAUUUAUUAUCCUGCAGAAAUGGCACUGUGGAUUAUUAUUAUUCAAAUGCCUCAAUGCACAUUCCAAUGUGUACUCCAUUGUAUACACGCAGACCUUAUGAAAUCAUUUUGAUUGACAGGACAGAUUGAACAUGUUCUGAGGUAUUCCUAUAUACCUGGAAUAGGUCACUGAAUUGGAGUGAGACAGUUCGCCAUGAACUCCAGAUUAGAUCCACAGAGGUCUCAACAGACUGCAGAAGAAAAGAGCGUAAAGCAAGUAGUCUUAGGGUGAUUUACAUUUCUCAGUUCCCAACCUUUAAUUCUGUUGUUCUCAGUUGCAAGAAUUGAAUUUGAGAGAGAAAGAAAUGAAAUUGUGCAAUAUUUUCAUAGUAAACCAUACUAUCUUACCAUUCCAUGUGUUGUUUUCCAUAAAUGUUGAUGUCUCUCUUGUGAAGUAUUGCCAGACUUUUCUUUUGUUUUACCUUGGAUUGUUAAACUGGCAAAUGAAUAUUUUUAACCACC